AUGAGCGGAUACUUGGACUUUCAGCAGUACUUUACAUUGGAUCACAGGGGACUCUGGAUUGACAUUGACCUGGAGGCUACUCUUGGGGCCCCAUCAGCGAACUCCCUUUCCUUCCAACCACGUUGCCUGACACUGGCUGAUGGUCAUUUGGUUGAUCGAUAUAUUAAAGCUGCUGAAGCGGGUUACCGGCACUUCUGUCUUCCCCAAUGCUUGACCCAAUUUGCGGAGGAUAUUUCGGUCCAGGAUGGAUACUUGACGGCAAAGCAGCAAGAUGGAUUCAACACAAUUCAUCAUCAGGCCUAUGAGAUCCGCCGAAGGGCUGAGCGCAACUGCCGGAAACUGUUGAUGGGUAAAGUUCACCGGUCAGGACUAGUUCACAGAAGGUUCCGGCGCUUGUUGAAGAAGACAGGGUUGAGUGACGCAUGGAAACUAUUGGAGCCUGAUCUACAGGCAAAGUGGUACCUCGAACCUCAAGAGUACAAGGAGGUCAAGCUGAAGCAGGCACACCAGUGGCGCCUGGAGUACCUGGGGACCCGAUUGGCAGCGGUCCAGGAAGCAAGAAAGGGCAACAUCAAUGCUUGUAGCAGACGGACUCAAGUCCAAUGGAUGGCACAAAAGGAGGAGACCCGACGGCGAUGGAAAGCCCAAGGCAAAGGCUUUUCUGGCGGUUUCCAGCAGAUUAAAGUGGCCCAGGUGGCACAAGACGGUUCUUCCCAUUGGGUGACAUGCCAGUCUAAACGCCUUGUGGAGGAAGGCUGCACGCAAGAGAACCGGCUCCAGUAUGAUCAGACUUGCUACCCCUACUCUACCCCACCCAUGACUGAACCCUUGUACUCCAACUUCAAUGGCCCCAACGCAGAACAGAACAGCCAUGCACUGCUCCGGAGCCUAUAUGAAGUUGAGACGGCGGAUCCUUACUUGGCAUCAUUCAUGACAGAAUAUAAUUAUUCUUGGGGAACGCUCAAAGUUACACUAGAAGAUAAGAUAAUCAAUUCAAGGUAA
Cylindrotheca closterium is the source of this 1002-nucleotide messenger RNA. The record is from the annotation of a GenBank genome assembly. Lineage: Eukaryota; Bacillariophyta; Bacillariophyceae; Bacillariales; Bacillariaceae.